ACUUGUUUUUAUCGCAAUGAGUUUAUUUUCCUUUACGAACACUCAAAAGUAUUGUGGUGGGGAACUACUUCGUCCUGCUUGCACUGGUGCAAAAGAUUCGGGACACGGAGGAUUGAUAUGUUUUCUAAAUGCAAAUAAGAAGAUGUGGUACUGGAAUGGCCGAACUAAUAAAUGCGAAGAAAUGUCCUAUAAAGGAUGUGGUGGUAACAAAAAUCGGUACUGUACUUUGAAAACUUGCGAGAAAAAAUUACUUUAG
This is a messenger RNA of Teleopsis dalmanni, 256 nucleotides long. Its product is annotated as chymotrypsin inhibitor SCI-I-like. Gene Ontology annotation, molecular function: serine-type endopeptidase inhibitor activity. NCBI's taxonomy places the organism in Eukaryota, Metazoa, Arthropoda, Insecta, Diptera, Diopsidae. The record is from RefSeq and is a predicted model, not a curated record. The transcript is spliced from 3 exons. Bases 17 to 256 code for a protein of 79 amino acids.